GCCGAUAAACACCAAGAGUCCGAGCGCGCAGGUGCAAGGCGAGUGGAUCUGACUGAGGUCCUACCAGCGGUUACGGCUGAGGACUGUCCUGUCCAGGGACCGUUUGGGGUUGUGGACAACACACACAUUGGCAACAUAGUGGAUGCGCGUCUCGUAGAUGUUAACGACGCGCACGACCCAACUCUUACGAAGCAGCUACUGUGCACCGCCGGAGUGGACAAGACCGUCGCACUCUUUGAGAUACAAACCAUGGAGCCAGACCACAUCGCGUACUCGCGCACAGACACGCUAGACCACCACAAGGGGUGUGUGGUGAGUGUGCGCACGCACCCGCAGAUGGCCACUCACCCGUAUGUGCUCUUGUGUAGCAUGGACAAGACCGCGUCUCUGUACAACACACAUACGGGCGAGGUAGUGCAGGUCUUCCCACAGCACACCAAGUUUGUGACUGUGGGCCUAUUCUCACCUGGAGUAGGGGCGUAUGUGGUGCUGGGCGGCAGCUACGACCAGACGGUUAGCGUGCACAGAUGGGAUGUGGAAAGGGAUAUGUACGCGCACGUGCACACGCUGAGCUUCAAGGGACCGGUGGAGAGUAUGUGCUUCAGUCCAGACGGCUCUGAGCUGUGUGUGGGCGUACGAAACGAUCACUGCAUGCACUUCAUAGACUUCUCGCCCACCGGAACGGACAAAGGUGUACCGAACUUCGGGCAGCUGGCACUCAAUAUGAACAGUCUCAGGGACGAUUGGGUUAGUUUCACGCCCAUGGAUGUGUCCUACAGCCCCAAUGGGAAGCUGCUGUUGGUGUCUACCGAUAAGAACCGCCUGAACUUGUACCAACGAGAUCAGAUGGCUCUGAUCACCAGUUUCUACGGCUCCAGCAACGACGAGUACAGUCAGCCCAGACACAGCUGGGAUCCUUCAUCACGGUUUAUAUAUCAGACCUCACAAGACUACAAGAUCUACGGCUGGAACGUGCAGACACAGCAAAUCGUGGUGACACUCGAAGGUCAUACCAAACAAGUGCGCAAUCUCAGUGGUUAUACAUCGGCGGAUGGGUGCUUCAUACUGGUGUCCUGUGCCUACGACAGUACUAUCCGACUGUGGAAGUAGUGGCUGGGGCAGUGUGAGGUGUAUUG
This is a messenger RNA of Sphaeroforma arctica JP610, 1136 nucleotides long. RefSeq lists its product as hypothetical. The record is from RefSeq and is a predicted model, not a curated record. The annotation marks the transcript as partial. The transcript is spliced from 5 exons. NCBI's taxonomy places the organism in Eukaryota, Ichthyosporea, Ichthyophonida. Gene Ontology annotation, molecular function: protein binding.